Bradysia coprophila is the source of this 1677-nucleotide messenger RNA. Its product is annotated as dopaminechrome tautomerase-like. The record is from RefSeq and is a predicted model, not a curated record. NCBI's taxonomy places the organism in Eukaryota, Metazoa, Arthropoda, Insecta, Diptera, Sciaridae. Gene Ontology annotation, cellular component: extracellular region.
GCGGCAGUCUUCUUUCAGAGCUUGGAUCGAGCUAAUCUUUAUACAACAUCCAACAUCUUGAAGUUGUUUUUUAAUUGUUUAUAGGAAUUCCUAUUUGUAUUCCGAAAUGCGAUCUUCGCCUCAAUAUAUUUAAAAAAAAAAAAAACAAAGUUGUGAGAUGAAUUCGACGGUUCGAAGUGUGUGUCCGUUGUGCAUUUUAAUUUUAUUCACUCUCUUCGGCUUACAUCAAGCAGCAGUCAAUAUUGUUACUACAAAGCAAUGGAACCUGCUAAUGUUUAACUUACCAUCAGACUUUCCGGGAAACGAUUCACAAUUUUACAAUCCACAUAAUGUGGUGGCAACUGGUUUUGCAAUGGCAGGAAACCGAUUCUUUUUAGCUACGCCUCGAUUGUUCUCCGGUGUACCGGCAACACUCUCAAGUAUUCCGAUGGGAGAUAUGAUCGGUGAUUCGCCAAUUUUACGAGCUUAUCCUAACUGGGCUCACCAUACGGCUGGAAAAGGAGCGUACAAAUGUUCGACCGUUGGUUUGGUAUCAGUCUAUCGAAUUAGGAUAGAUUCCUGUAAUCGACUGUGGGCAUUGGAUGCAGGCAUUUCUAGGUCGUUUGAAGAUUCAGAGGUAACAUGCCCACCGAAAAUCUUAAUUUACGAUCUCAAAACUGAUCAAGUUGUUCGUAGAAUCGAUUUUCCUCGUGAAGUGGUAAAAGGCGAAACACUUUUUACCAAUAUGAUCAUCGAUGAAACGACUUCCAGACCGGAAAAUAACUGUGACGAUGCUUAUGUCUAUAUAACCGAUACGAUUAAACCAGCAAUUGUGGUCUACGAUAGCAGGCAUGACUUGACAUGGAGACUAUCACAUCCAACUAUGUACCCAGAUCCUAAUUUCGCAAAGCCAAAUAUCCUUGGACACCGGUUUACACUCAUGGAUGGCAUAGUGGGACUGGGUUUUGACGCACAUGCCGAAGUAAUAUAUUUUCAGCCACUAGCCACAGAUCGAUUGUUUUCGAUAAAAACGUCCGUCCUCCGAGCAGGUCCAUCACCGUUCGGUGUAGAUUUGCCUGUUAAUUUAAUUGGAAAAAAGUCGUCACAAGGGAUCGGUUUGGCUGUAUCACCAAUUGAUGGUUCAAUCUACUUUAGUCCGAUGAGCGAAACCGCUGUUGCGAAAUAUAAUCCUGUUACGAAUAACCAGAGUGUUCUGGCCUUCGAUGCAGAACAGCUCCAAUUUGUUGCUGACAUGCGCAUUUCAUCACAAAAUCCGUCCGCCAUUUACGUUCUCUCUUCAAAGUUUCAUAGAUUUUUUCUGAAGAAUGUGGUACCCACCGAGGUCAAUACCAGGCUAAUACGUAUCGACGAUGUUGCAACGCAUCAGAGAAUUCAAUUAUCGACUCCAAAUGUGAACAGUAACUUAUCUGGCAACAGUUCACAUCGUUCACAUCAACGGAAUUCACAAGUGGACGUGGUCAGGAGACCUGUUGAAAAUUCAUUUUUGUCAUUUAUCAACAAUAACAGACCCAUAACGAUGGCUUACAAACGCAUAAAAGCUCCAGGGUAUAGAUUUGCAAGAAAUGAAAACUACUACAACGUAAAAUUGGGUGAUUUCAGCGGUUUGAGGAUAGCAAAAAAUGUGUCAUAUGAUGUAUCGACAUUCCAUUGAAAAUAAAAUCUGGGUCCGAGAGAAAA